Molecule: messenger RNA, 3390 nt
Organism: Paramisgurnus dabryanus
Lineage: Eukaryota; Metazoa; Chordata; Actinopteri; Cypriniformes; Cobitidae
Biological process (GO): cytokine-mediated signaling pathway; immunoglobulin mediated immune response
Cellular component (GO): external side of plasma membrane
Molecular function (GO): protein binding; cytokine receptor activity
Source: RefSeq, a predicted model, not a curated record
UCAGUGUGUGUGUGUGAGGUGUGUUUGUGUAAGGUGUGUGUGUGUGAGAUGUGUUUGAGGUGUGUGUGUGUGUGGGAAGAGAGGAAGGGUUUAGUUCACUGUGAAUCACUCUUUUAACACUGAACUGUGUGUGUCAUAGACUCAGACGGCUGCAGUCAACCCAUCAUCUAUCACACUGUUUGUUGACCAGGAGAGGAUUUCCAGAUGCUGAGAAGAAAUGGCCAGGAUGAAAAAUCUGACUGUAAUUAUUACAGUGAUGAUGAUGAUGAUGUGCCUUCAUUCAGCUCUUACAGAUCAAAGUUUGAAGUGUUAUAAUGACUUCUAUAACACCUUCACAUGCGUGUGGAACACAUCAAACGUCCAGAUCCAGCCGCCCAUCACACCUCAGACAAACUGCUUCCUACACGUAGAGGUUAAAAAAGCUUUAAGUAGUCAAACAGAAAAGCAGCAGAUGUCCAUCGAUAGCUCAGACCUCAACAUCCGCACAGCCAGCGUUGAUUUUAAAACACCUGGAGGAAUCAUAAUAGGUGCUGCCACCAUCUUUGAAAAAGUGAUGUGUGAGAACUUUGAUGCACCUGUGGUUCAGACACAACACAAAGGCAGGGACAGCGUAGUGAAAGUUCUGCCUCCUGUGGGAGUGAAAGUUGACGGGCUCAAUGUUUCAUGGAGUUUUGCUUCCCCAAAAUCACAAUAUUUUCUGGGUCAUGUGUUUGAGCUGCAGUACAGAUCUGCUGAGCAAAACUGGACGGACAGUAAGAGCGUUCAGAUCAAUGACCCUCAUAUACAGCUUCCUGAAGAUCUUCUGUAUUUACAUCAGCAUUAUGUAUUCAGGGUCAGAGCCAAACUUGUUUUUAAAAAAACCAAAACCAUCUGGAGCGAGUGGAGCAGUGAGUACAGCUGGACAUCUGAUGAUGGUAAAUCACGCCCGACACUAGAUACAGAGUCAUUUCAAGUCUGGAUCACAUUCACAGGAGUCGGUCUCAGCAUCAUCUUCAUUUUUAUCAUUCUGUUCAAAUGCAACAAAAUCAAAUGGCUGCAGAAGAUCCAUUCUUCAUAUAUACCUGAUCCCAGCAAAUAUUUCACUGAUUUAAACUCAUAUCAUAAAGGAAAUUUUGUGUCAUGGCUCGGUUCAGCGUUCGCUCUCGAAAGCUUUGUCACAGUCGACUCUGAGUUCGUCAGUCCGGUUGAGGUCGUGAAGCUGCAGGACACCGGCGACUCUCACCGAUUGGACGCACACGGUGCCACAUUGAACGAAGGAUGGGAAAACACUUCAAAAUCCUCCAACUUCUCAAACUCCACUUACUUUUUGUCCCAGAGCUCCAACAACCCCAACGACACCCUGGAACCCUGCUCGGCACACUGCUCGUACGGCCCUGCGGGGGGAGACAUUCUGCCGAACAGUGCUGACGUCGCUCGCGGUGUCGGGAAGGAUGAAAUGUUUGAACUGGAAAGUUCUCUAAAGAGACUGGAGCAGCUCCGUCAGGACACCCAGAGUCCCGAUUCGGGCUUCGCCGUGGGUUCUGAAGACAGCAUGGAGGAGUCGGACCUUCCCAGCCCGUUGGGUCUAAAUCUGACCCCUCACCCGCUCCUGGGCCUGCCUGCCCCUCAUCCUCACAAACAUCUCUUUAUGGGCUGGGAGCAGACACCUCUUGUACUGGGACCAAACCAUCUGAUGCACAGCAUAGACUUGGACCUCAAGCUUUUAGGUUCAUGUGGAAUGAUAGAGCCCUCCAGUGACGAUUACAUGCCAGUGAAAAAUGUCCAAAAUUAAUUCACCAUUUACCCGCAGAUCUCAAAGUCUCUGUGGGUGAAGAGAAAAAAGUGGGUGGGCUCAUUUUACUCUGCCAUCCAAACAGUCUCUCAGGAUCAUCAUGAAUGUAUCAAGCCACGCCCUAGCAACCAUUUUGGGCACCCUAGCAUCCGAUCCCAUAGACUGCCAUUGAAACAAAGCCUAUAUCAUCAUAUAAUCUUUUCACUUGUGGCCAGGAGUAUAAUCACUGGUAAAUGACAAUUCAUUCAUUUCCUAGCAACCAAACAGAGGUACCCUAGCAACCAAUUUAAAAAGCCUAUACCUCUGCAUCAGAACAUCGUAGAUACAUCGGGGGGUGGGCUCUUCUGAAACUUAUUAACAUUAUUGUACCAGUUUGUUUCCUGAAUUUUGCUACAUCAAGCACCACUUCACAUUUUCUUCAGAACUAUCUAUGUAUUGCUUUAAUGUAUAAGAUGUUAUAGGAUUGUGAAUUCUUUAAAAGAAACACAAAGCUAGAAGUUAAAGUUUAUUUGUAGCUUACUGAAGUCCGUUUAUUGUCAUUUAUCAAGAGUUCCAAAGAUAAAACAAGAUUGAAUACUGGUGUAGGGGGACGAUGCGACACUCUAAAGUCCCGCCUUCCAGUUCAAAGAACCAAUCAACAAUGGAUAAAGACUGAUGAUUUACUUCAUAAAGACUGAUCAGUUACUCCACUCUGCUGCUAUUUGAGAAAUGAAAUGCAUUUGUGCAUUGUGCAAGUGAAUGUAAAGAUACAUCAGUGACUGGAGCGUCUGUAUGUAUUAAAUGUGCCGUCAGUGAUUCUGGUUAUUUAAGCUUCAGACUUAAAGUCCCCCUGUGGUGAAAAUCAAGUUUUAUUGUUGUUUAUAUGUCUAUGCGGGGUUUAUAAUAUGCUUUAAGACAACACAAAUUUCUGCGGUUUAAAAUUGCUUUGGUUUGCUUUGGUCAAUCAGAUCACCACAUUUAAACGAGUGGAUCAGUUUGAGUAUUAUGUAUGGAUGCUGCUUAGACUCGGUGCAGAAACGAUCACAACGUUACUGCUUCAGCUCUACUUCUGUGAUGUUCACAUGUGCAGUGUGAAUGCUGUAAGCUGUUAACAUCAGUGCUUAAGAUAAGUGCUGCAAACACACAGUUCUCGUAUUCAUUGUGUAAAACCGAACUUAGCAGUUAUGUGUCUGAAACUGUCGAAUGAGCAUCUAUUUACAUUUAUAUCUAUGGUCUGAGGUGGUGCGAAAGAGUAGAGGUGGGAACUAAUUUGCAUAUUUACAGAUCCAUGUAUAUUAAAGGAGGCUAGGGCGUAGAGUUACAUUCAUGCUGUUUUAAACAUGAAUAAAUUACUGUCAUAUAUAUAUAUAUAUAUAAAUGCUAUUAUGAUGCUCAAAGAUGAGUUUUAAAGGAUAAAAUUAUUGACUACAGGGGGACUUUAAGACGUCAUGGUCUGUUCCAGUCUGGAAUAAAAUCAUUUAAGUUAAUAUCAGUCUGCCAUUAAACUAACUGUGUUUACCGAAUUUACCGUGUUUUAGUGAGGUACAAGCUUAUACUAUACAGUAUGGGCAUAACUAGUUAUUGGAAUUUACUAAUUUUCCAGGUUAUUAAAUCAUGGACAAACUUUAAUUUUAACAUAA